Molecule: messenger RNA, 1572 nt
Organism: Kuraishia capsulata CBS 1993
Lineage: Eukaryota; Fungi; Ascomycota; Pichiomycetes; Pichiales; Pichiaceae
Exons: 2
Coding region: 1-1572 (523 amino acids)
Biological process (GO): endonucleolytic cleavage in ITS1 to separate SSU-rRNA from 5.8S rRNA and LSU-rRNA from tricistronic rRNA transcript (SSU-rRNA, 5.8S rRNA, LSU-rRNA)
Cellular component (GO): nucleolus; 90S preribosome
Source: RefSeq, a predicted model, not a curated record
AUGCCCAGAAAAGUCAAACAGGAUAGAUACCCUGUCAGUAACGAGGUGGAAGAGUCCGAGUCAUCCACCUCUGAGGAAGAAGACGAAUUCGGAGAUCUCGUGACAGAUGAAGUUGAAGCAGGAAUCUCCAACGUACUUCAGGCCAUUAAAACCGGGGACAAGAAGCUUUUUGAUUCGAACGUUCGUUUUUUUGAAGAGCCCGAGAAAGCAGUCGCAAAUUUGCAAGUGAAAGCUGCUCAGAAGCCUGUUUAUCUCAAGGAUGUUCAGCGUGAAAACAUUCUGUCUGGAAAGCCCGAGAAAGCAGUCGCAAAUUUGCAAGUGAAAGCUGCUCAGAAGCCUGUUUAUCUCAAGGAUGUUCAGCGUGAAAACAUUCUGUCUGGAAAGGUGUUUCAAAACGAGGAAGAGGAAGCCGAAGAGGAUAAAAGAACAUACGUCCAACAGCAGCGCGAGGACAAGUCACAGCUUUUGAGUGAAAUCAAAGGCGCCUUUAGCGACGAUGAAUCAGAUGGUGAGGACAACUUCUUGCAGCAGAAAAGCAAGCCCGUUUCUACUGACGACAUGGUGAAGCUGCCCAAUCCUGAGGUUGAUGGAGCCGGCUUUCUAGAAGCUUACGUCAACUCAAAAGCAUGGAUUUCUGAGAAAGACGAACCAGUUCAGCUUGAGGAAGAUGACGAUGAAUUUGAGGAGGCAGCUGAGAAGUUUGAGAACGCGUACAACUUUAGAUACGAGGAUGCCAACAGUGCAGAGAUCAUCUCCUAUGCCAGAAACCAGGCCACGAUGAGACGCUCAGAGACUAAUUCGCGUAAGAAGCAAAGAGACCGCAAGAAGGAAGAGGUUGUCAAAGAAAAGCAAGCUGUUGAACAAGAAAUUAGUCGCAAGAAGUUGAAGAAGGUGAACACUGUCACUGACCGUCUAGCCAAGAUCAAGGAGGCCAUUGGCGAGGAUGUCGACUCCAAGGUAGUUGAAAAAGUUUUUGGAGACUCACUAUUGGCAGAUGACUUCAACGAUGCUGAUUGGGAUGCGAAGAUGAGCGAGAUCUUCAACCAGCAGUAUUAUGAAGGCGACGAUGCAAAACCCACCUGGUCUGAUUCUGAGGCGGAAGGUGAAGCAGUCGAAGAAGAACCUGCCGAAUCAUCCAAAGUUUCCAAGAAGAAACAGAAAAAACAGGAGAAGCACGAGUCAAAAAAAUCUAAGUCUUCGUUGAAAACUUUAGCCGAGAAGAUCGUCGAGUCCAACGUUGAAACCAUUCGUGACGAGGUUGAGGAGGAAAGAGGCAGAUCCAAAAAUGAGAUCAAGUUCAGAUACAGAGAAGUUUCACCAGACUCAUUUGGUCUCAAUGUGCGGGAUAUUCUGAUGGCUGAUGACAAACAAUUAAACGACUUCAUCAAGCUGAAGAAGUUUGCACCUUUCAAACCCCGCGAGCAGAGAGCCAAGGAUAAGCGUAAGUAUGCAAAGAAGAAGAGACUCAGAGAGUGGAGAAAAGAAGUUUUUAAUGAUGAGGAGGGUCCAAAAAUUGGUGAAGAGGGUAUUCCAAUUCCACAGGAGCCUGAGAGGAAGAGAAGGAGGCAUUAA